Molecule: messenger RNA, 333 nt
Organism: Didymodactylos carnosus
Lineage: Eukaryota; Metazoa; Rotifera; Eurotatoria; Philodinida; Philodinidae
Source: the annotation of a GenBank genome assembly
GCGGGUAUUAAGCCAGCAAUGGUUCCACCAUAUAAUUGUUCAAAAGCUGCAUUAAUUAGUUUAACAAAAGAAGCGGCUAGAGAAUAUGGUAAAUACCAUAUAAGAGUUAAUGGCAUUGCUCCUACAGUUGUAUUAACACCAAUGAUGGAAAACUAUAUUGAAAAUUGUUCGGAUCCCAACCAGUUGCGUAAAAGAAUUGAAUGUUGUAAUUCAAUACCGGGUUUGCCAACGCCACAAGAUAUAGCAGCAGCCGUUGCCUUUUUAUCAAGUGAUGAUGCGAAAUUUAUUUCUGGUGUUAUAUUGCCAGUUGAUGGUGGCUAUUUAACACAGUAA